This is a messenger RNA of Pseudoliparis swirei, 2497 nucleotides long. Its product is annotated as gastrula zinc finger protein XlCGF57.1-like. Gene Ontology annotation, biological process: regulation of transcription by RNA polymerase II. Lineage: Eukaryota; Metazoa; Chordata; Actinopteri; Perciformes; Liparidae. The coding region runs from base 48 to 1379 and encodes 443 amino acids. The record is from RefSeq and is a predicted model, not a curated record. Gene Ontology annotation, molecular function: DNA-binding transcription factor activity; RNA polymerase II cis-regulatory region sequence-specific DNA binding. The transcript has a single exon.
CAUUAAUAAACCUAUUGAAUAUUAGAGUUCAAUAUGAGAUUCUUAAGAUGUAUGAAUGUAUUUUAUUAUUCUCCACAGACGUCCAGCAGCAGUUGGUGAUGAAACAAGAGGUUCCCCCUGAACAGCAGGACUGGAGCUCCAGUCUGGACCAGGAGGACCCAGAGCCUCCAGACAUUAAAGAGGAACAGGAGGACCAGGAGAACCCAGAGCCUCCAAACAUUAAAGAGGAGCAGGAGGACCCAGAGCCUCCACACAUUAAAGAGGAGCAGGAGGACCCAGAGCCUCCACACAUUAAAGAGGAGCAGGAGGACCCAGAGCCUCCACACAUUAUAGAGGAGCAGGAUGAACUCAGGAUCAGUCAGGAGGGAGAGCAGCUUCAAAAGCUGGAGGAGGCUGGAAUCAAGUUCUCAUUCAGCCCUGUAAAGAGUCAAUAUGAUGAUGAGGAAGCUCAGCUCUCAAAGUCCAUAAAAACUGACAAAAGAGAGGCAGAACAUUUGAAAACAGAAGCAGACGGAGAGGAAGUCAGAUCCAGAUCAGAUCCAGAUAGUCCUUUACAACCAACUGCUGAUGAGACGUCACAAUCCUCUGAAUGUGAGACUGAUUACAGUGACGAUUGGAAGGAGACUCAGGAACCUCAGUCACGUUUAAACCCUUUGGAAAGCAAUGAAGUCCCUGUAGGUGACAUGGACUGUGGUACUGGAAACGCAUCAAUUAGCUCUUCUCAAUAUGCUGGAAGCUUUGGCCAAAAGAGACAUCUGAAGAGACACUCUGGAGCCAAAACAGGAGUGACCAGUUCUUCAGUUUGUGGUAAAACAUUCAGACAAGUGCAACCUCUGAAACAACACUCAACUGUUCAUACAGGUGAGAAACUAUUCAAUUGUUCAGUUUGUGGUAAAACAUUCAGACAUGCAGGCAAUCUGAAACAACACUCAACUGUUCAUACAGGAGAGAAACUAUUCAGUUGUUCAGUUUGUGGUAAAACAUUCAGCCGAGCAAGCUAUCUGAAACUACACUCAACUGUCCACACAGGGGAGAAACUAUUCAGUUGUUCAGUUUGUGGUAAAACAUUCAGACAAGCAGGCGAUCUAAAACGACACUCAACUGUUCAUACAGGUGAGAAACUAUUCAGUUGUUCAGUUUGUGGUAAAACAUUCAGACAAGCACGCAAUCUAAAACGACACUCAACUGUUCAUACAGGAGAGAAACUAUUCAGUUGUUCAGUUUGUGGUCAAACAUUCAGACAAGCACGCAAUCUAAAACAACACUCAACUGUUCAUACAGGAGAGAAAUUAUUCAGUUGUUCAGUUUGUGGUAAAACAUUCAGUCAUGCAGGCAGUCUAAAACGACACUCAGCUGUUCAUACUGGAAAAACAAAUUAGCCUUCAGUUUUCUAUAAAAGAUUCCCUCUUCUCCGUGAUUUAAAAAGAAAUCACAAUUGCAUUGUUGAGGUCAUCAGAAAUAAAUGAGACAUUGUUGUUGAUGUUAGCAGAGUUGAUGUUCAUGAUAAGGUUGAAGAAGUGUUCUUGCUUGUGUUGCUGCAAGUCUUAAACCUAUAUGAUAUAUAUUUAUAUGUAUAUACGUAAAUCUAUAUAUUUUUAUAUAUAAAUAUAUAUUUCUAUAUAUAUAUUUAAAUAUAAAUAGAGAUUUAUUUAAAAACAAAUUCCUUUAUAUAUAUAUAUAUAGUGUAUGUAUUUUGUUUAGAUUAUUUCUUUACGUUUCUUUAUUUAAUUUGUUUGGCUUUUAUUUCUGUUCAUUUUUGCUGUUUAUUAUUGACAAUGUGAAACUGUUUAAAGACAAAAUACUUGCAACGUCGAUAUCGCUGCUUCCACAACUUCCGGCUAUGGCUCGGGUCAGCUGACCCUGAACUGGCCAAUCAGAAGUGCCUCUCUGUGGUAAAUCCCGGGUUGUUUUGAUAGGGACGCACAGUGCUGAGCGGUUCACACCAGAGAGACCGCGGGGAGACAUGACGGAGGAGACCUCCAUAAGAGGUGGUAUUGUAAAAGUAUUACUCCUUCAUGAUUUAACUAUAAUAUUCUGAUGUACCUGGCUUAAUGUUUUUAUUGUUUUGACUCGUCUUUAUCUAUUAUUAUCUAUUUUUGUAUUGUGUCUUUAUGUAAAGCCUCAAUGUACCUUAUUUACAUGCUUAAAGUUAAGUUUAUAAUAAUAAACACAGUAUAUUUGCUGAAGUUGGUCUAAAAAUAAUAAUAAAAUACUCUGAUUUAAAUGGUAAUUUGUGUCUCAAAUGUUUAUCCAUGAAAUAAAAAACCCAGAAUGUUUAAAAAUGCAAAUAUAUGUUUUUCUUCAAAGACUACAUAACAAAGUGAUGUAAUCCGGAUCACAAGAUGUCUCUGAGCUCCCUGAAGUGUUUCCUCGGUGGUUUGUGGUUUUCACAUCAUGCACAUGAAGCUCAAACAAUCCAAGCGAUUGAACCAAAAGCAAAACCCAUUUUGAAAUGGAGGGUGGCUUCAAUAUAAUAAUAAUAAAAAUCUUCACGAUU